Messenger RNA from Mangifera indica (mango), 749 nucleotides. RefSeq lists its product as uncharacterized. The coding region runs from base 150 to 527 and encodes 125 amino acids. NCBI's taxonomy places the organism in Eukaryota, Viridiplantae, Streptophyta, Magnoliopsida, Sapindales, Anacardiaceae. The record is from RefSeq and is a predicted model, not a curated record. The transcript has a single exon.
UCAAGACAGAACGUUGAGUUUCAUAUGUUCCUUCUCUUUUCCAUCUCAUCUUCUCCCAUAUAAAUUCUCUCCCCACAAACCCCAUCGCCAACCUCAACUUUUCUCUCUGCUAUUUUCAUCAAAAUCUUCCCACACACAAAUCUCCAUUGAUGGCGAAACCUUUACUAAUUCUUCUCUUCAUUGUAUUAUUAUCUCACUCUUCUUUAUCAUCGGCUAGGCCACUUCUCGACUUCGCGCUGCAAGCCAUCGAUAAUGGAGAACCUGCAGCAGCGGCCUACAGUCUCGCUCUUCCAAGGGACAAAGUAAACAGCUUAGAGAAAGAAGAUGACGCAAAUAAUGGUGAAGUUAGUAAAGUACCAUGCCAUAGCAAGGCACCCGGAACGAAUAUGAAGAAUUCGGACAAGGAAAUUUCGGCGUUGUCUCAAAGAAUUUCGGCGAAAUAUCGGCCGUUGCUUUUGAAUAUUCUUCCGAAGGGGACGGUGCCACCGUCGGGGCCAAGCAAGGGAAAAAAUGACGUGAAGAAUUGAAGAUUAUUAAGUAUUAAUUAAUAGUAUAAUUCUUUUACAGAAACAUCAGUUUUGCCUUUUAUCCAGCUGAUUAUCAUGUGCAAAGACCAAUCAUACAAUUCAUAGUGGGAUAAUUAUUCACGUACUAUAAUAAUUAUCAGUUAGAUUACUAUAUUUUAAAUUUAUUUGUUUGAUCAAUAAAGAUAAAAUACUGUAUAAAAAAACUGUUUAUUUCUUGAUUAA